Saccostrea cuccullata (small rock oyster) is the source of this 813-nucleotide messenger RNA. RefSeq lists its product as uncharacterized. The coding region runs from base 20 to 658 and encodes 212 amino acids. NCBI's taxonomy places the organism in Eukaryota, Metazoa, Mollusca, Bivalvia, Ostreida, Ostreidae. The transcript is spliced from 4 exons. The record is from RefSeq and is a predicted model, not a curated record.
CUCAAAUAGUCAAUCUACAAUGGAUUAUAAAUGUAGAUGUGUCAUCUUUUUUUCGGUAUCUUUUACCGCUGUACAUUCGUCAGCUGAAGGAUUCCAGAAUGACAUUAAAAACAACUCCUCCAUUGACUACAAAGGCUAUGCAGCGUAUUCGGAUUGUGAAAGUGGAUAUUUUGGAGUAAACUGCUCAAAAGUUUGCAGAUACCCUAAUUAUGGAAUCCAAUGCCAAUUAAAAUGCAAUUGUUCGAACAUGACAUGUCACCACAUUACAGGAUGUUAUCAAUCUACCUCAGAAAUAGAUCUGAAUAUUACGACCUCGCACAUGGAUUCGGAUUUUCCACCAGAAUAUUCUUUUUUGAAGCAUCUUCACGCUCUCAUCAUUAUUGGGGCAAUCAUAGUUCUUGUUCUAUUGUUGCUAUUUCCGCUUGUUGCCGUUGCCAUAGUCCAGAAAAGCAGAAGACCUGAGCGGAAGACGGAACAAGAGUUAAACUUUGAUUCGUUUGGUUCCUUUCGGUCGAUGAAGAGCUACGACAUGGGGGAUACUACUUCCGAGAGGUAUUGCGACAACAUGGAAUUAAACGGGAAGUCGGUGGAAAAUUAUGACCUUGAAAUAUACGAAAACACGUGCAUACAGGGAAAUAUGCGUACAUAUAAGCUUUAGACCAAUAUGAACCAAAUUAACUGAAAAUAUUUUCAAGAAGAAAGUGUUUUGCGUUGCCUUUAUGAUGUAAAACGCGUGACUGUCUCUUUUUAAAGGACUGAAAAGGGUUGAAAAUGACAGAAACUGUUUGCUCUAAAGUAUAAUUUCCCUUUAAA